CGGACUUGUUGCAGCGCAGCGCAGGCAGGCGACUUCGACUUCGACUUGAACUCCAACUUCAACUUGCUGCACUUCUUGGACGUGGAAUAAUAGAAUAUCGAGGCUCAGUAUUCGGGCGCUGUUGAGGGUUCUGCGCCCGUAUAUCCGCGGGAAGUGUACCGUGGCUAUUUGUGCGGCUGUCAACGAGACUUUGAAAGCGAUAUCUCCAGAAAUGGCCUAAAAUUUACCUAUACCGGCAGAAGCGUGCUGUCAGUCGACGGUGGCACAGGAUUUGCACAACAUCAAUAUUCCACUGUACCGCAGCCGCUACUACCACGAUACGAGGGAGCCCUCCCUCAAUCAACGAGCCACAGACUGUGACACGCUCGUCCAAACCACGGCCGGGCCUCUUCGUAAUGAAGCCCUCCGAUCAGGCGCCAUUAUUCCGUCGAACAUCUUCAACACCUCAUUACCAGACCUUUGGCGGCAUUACGCCUCCCAAAUCUCGAGGGAGGCCACUGUCCGACUCGUCCCACUCGUCCAGCCAUGACCUCCGUGCGCCUGAAAGAAACCGACGAAACCAGACUUCACCUUUACCCAAGAAACAAAUGGCGAUCUUGGCGGUGAUAGCUUUGUGCGAACAGACCGCGCUCAAUUCGAUCAGUCCCUACCUUCCCGAGAUGGCGUCGACGUUUCCUGAAGUGAAGCCGGGACAAGUGGGCUUCUAUGUUGGAAUGAUAGCUUCAGCAUUCGCGCUGGCACAAUUGACCACCAACUUCUUCUGGGGAUGGCUGUCAGACCAUAUUGGGAGAAAGCCAGUGAUACUGAUGGGCACGCUCUUUACUGCCGGCUGCUUCAUUGCCUUUGGAUUCGUCAAGACCUUGCCCCAGGCGCUCGUGGUUCAGGCUCUGAUGGGAUUGUUGAACGGCAACCAGGGUGUUGUGUCAACGUGUCUAGGGGAGAUUACAGAUCGCAGCAAUCAGUCCAAAGCGUUUACUUAUUUGCCCGUGAUAUACGGGCUUGGGGGUAUCACAGGGCCCGUCAUCGGCGGAGUGCUGGUAUAUCCGCGAAACCCAUUUAACAAGGCGAAACCCAAUCCCUAUCCUUUCCUUCUGCCCAACCUGCUCUCGGCGGCCAUUUUGUGCGUCGAUUUCGGGCUUACAGCGUUCUUCCUCGAGGAGAGCUUGGAAGAAGCGCCGUACCUCGGUCCGAUCACGCAUCGGAUCAAGAACCUGUUCGCAUGGCUGUGGGAAUUCACGUCCUCAAGCAGACCGCAUUAUCUACGGAGGCGUUCAAGCAAGAAGCCCCAUCACCAUUCUCACAGCAACGGACUGGUCGAGGUCUCGGAUGACGAGGACAAUGACGGCUCCGUUGACCACCCCGGGUUAUUCCCCGAGACGGAAGAGCUGAAGAGCAGCGAUGUGCUCAAUCGAGACACCAUCCUUCUUCUCCUGACGUACCUCAUCUUCCAGCUAUCGAAUAUUUCGUUCAAUUCGUUGUAUCCCAUUUUCGCGCAAGCGCCUCCUCCCACCGGCCGCAGUCUCGACCCAGAAGAGAUAGGGCUUUCGCUGGGGUUCGCCGGCGUCGUGACCAUCUUGUUCCAGGUAGGCGUGUUCGGCAAGCUCCGGGACAAGAUGGGCAAUCGGUGGGCGUACCGUGCCGGGCUCGGCGGGUUUGUGAUUGCUUAUCUGUUGAUGCCGUGGGUCGGAUACAAGGACAAGGGUGACGGCCAAGGAGCCAUCACGUUCGGCGCCGCUUGGUUGUGGAUCGAGAUUUGCGUCGUGCUUCUUAUCAAGACCGUCGCCGCUGUCGGAGGUCUUACGAGUGCUCUGUUACUGAUCACGAACUCUGCUCCCAACCACUCUGUCCUUGGAACCUUGAAUGGCCUGGCUCAGACCCUCUCCGCAGCGGGGCGAGCAGUCGGCCCAUUCGUGUCGGGCGGCAUCUUUUCUCUCGCCACAAAGGUACAGCCCAAGGGCGAGGCUCUGGCGUUCGGCGCCUUUGGCGGCAUCGCGUUUAUCGGCUUCUUGCUUAGCUUCGGCAUCCGGUCGCCCAGUCUCGAGGCCGAGGGUUGGGAAUCUUCUUCUGCUGAAGAAGACGAAGAAGAUGUUGACGUCGACGACAUCGAUGAUGACUCUGACCACGGAUCCCGUAAGUCAGGGGAUGAAGAACGGUAGCAGCAAAAAAGAGGAACUCCUGUUGUGAAUCAGGAUGAACGAAAAGAAACGAAAAGAAGAGAAGAAAAAAGAGUCAAAUGCUUUUUGGUUUUGAUAUUAACGUGAUAUGUGAUAUAAUGUUGUAACAUGUACAUUGGCAAGAAAUAGAUGCGAUGAGACACACGCUUCACUAGCGAUGGAGUCUAGAGAUGGACUUUGGAAAAAAGGGAUCGGUCGAGGUCAGGUAAACAAAAUCAAAAAAAAAUCCAAGACUGGUUCAUUGACAGCCCAUUUUUGAGGGUCCUGGAACGCAGCGGUCCGUUUCGUCGUCCUCUUUCUGUAGGUAGUGAGUGUAAUGAUCGAACUCAAGAGGUUCACGAGUACCAUAGAAAGUACUGCGGUCAUUGCAUUUAGCCCUGUAUUGGGACACCAGGAACUACCUAGGUACCUUGGGGAGUUUCUUUUUCCUAUUUCAUAUAUUUUUUCGACCCUCAGCGUCAAGUACUCUAGUUUCACACCGACUGCCAGAACGCGCUGAAAGGAGAGCUCUUGA
This is a messenger RNA of Exophiala dermatitidis NIH/UT8656, 2688 nucleotides long. RefSeq lists its product as uncharacterized. Gene Ontology annotation, biological process: transmembrane transport. The coding region runs from base 396 to 2156 and encodes 586 amino acids. The transcript is spliced from 2 exons. Gene Ontology annotation, molecular function: transmembrane transporter activity. The record is from RefSeq and is a predicted model, not a curated record. NCBI's taxonomy places the organism in Eukaryota, Fungi, Ascomycota, Eurotiomycetes, Chaetothyriales, Herpotrichiellaceae.